Messenger RNA from Vombatus ursinus (common wombat), 2605 nucleotides. RefSeq names its product serpin B10-like. The record is from RefSeq and is a predicted model, not a curated record. Gene Ontology annotation, molecular function: serine-type endopeptidase inhibitor activity. NCBI's taxonomy places the organism in Eukaryota, Metazoa, Chordata, Mammalia, Diprotodontia, Vombatidae. Bases 158 to 1354 code for a protein of 398 amino acids. The transcript is spliced from 8 exons. Gene Ontology annotation, biological process: negative regulation of endopeptidase activity.
UGCAGGAAUGAAUGAAGGGGGCGUAGCCAUGGAGGAAGAGGAGGUCCAAGCUGGUGCUUUUUGGCAGUUGUAGGUUACCUAACACUGCAGCCACAGGCUCUUACUAAAGCACGGAAUUGCCAAUUCUGCUCCUUCAAAGAAAAAUAAGGUUUUUCCAAUGGAUUCUCUAACAACAUCAAACAAUCAGUUUGCUCUUGAGUUUAGCAAAAUGGUAGCUGAGUCAGCUGGAGAUAAAAACAUCUUCUUUUCCCCCUGGAGUAUUUCUACUGCUUUGGUCAUGGUCUAUUUGGGUGCCAGAGGUAAUACUGCAACCCAAAUGGAACAAGUUCUUCAACUUAACAAAGUCACAGGAGCCGAAACAACCAGUCCAUGCUUUGAGAAGAAAAGAAAGAUGGAACUUAGCCCAAGCAAGGCAGAAGGCUUACAUUCUGACUUCCAGGCACUCAUUACAGAAAUCAACAAGCCCAGCAAUUCCUACCUGCUAAAGGCUGCCAGUAGGUUAUAUGGGGAAAAAACCUACCCCUUUCGUGGUGAAUACCUGGAAAACAUGAAAAAAUACUUUGGUGCAGAGCCACAAUCUGUUAAUUUUUUGGAAACUGCAGACCAAAUCAGGACAAAAAUCAAUUCCUGGGUUGAAAACGAGACUGAAGGCAAAAUUGUGAAGCUUCUACCAGAUGAUUCUAUUGAUUCCAUGACCAGAUUGGUUCUAGUGAAUGCCAUCUAUUUUAAAGGAAAAUGGAAAGAGCAAUUCAAGCCUAAAGAUACAAUAGAAAAACCUUUCAGAGUAAACCAGACAACAACAAAGCCAGUGAAAAUGAUGUCGAUGAAAAGCAAUCUUCACAUAUUUCACAUAGAAAAACCAGAAGCCAAAGGCAUUCAGCUUUAUUAUGGCAACGGUGAAGUGAGCAUGUUUGUACUGCUACCAGAUGAUGUCGACGGCCUGAAAGAGCUGGAAAAUACAAUCACUUACGGGAAGUUGAGUGAUUGGACUCAUGAAGACAUGAUGGAGAUGUAUGAUGUGCAGCUGUACCUCCCCAGAUUCAAGCUAGAGGAGAGCUAUGACCUCAAAUCGACCUUGAGCAGCAUGGGGAUGAGUGAUGCUUUCAGCACAAACCAUGCUGACUUUUCAGGCAUGACUGAGAGAAAAAAUCUAUUCUUGUCAGAAGUUUUCCAUAAAUCUUUUGUAGAAGUCAAUGAGGAAGGUACUGAGGCAGCAGCGAGCACUGCAGAUGAGUUUUCAUGGCGUAUGAAAUUCCCUUCUAUGACAUUCAAUGUGGAUCACCCAUUCCUAUUUUUCAUUAAGCACAAUAAAACUAAUAGUAUUCUCUUCUAUGGAAGAGUCUGCUCCCCCUAGAUGCUGCCUCUCACUCAUGUAGCAAGAGCAACUUCCUGUUCUAGAAAUGCACCAAAAGAUAAUAUUCAUUCAACCUGGAAAACCCCUUGACCACUUGGCUCUCCUUUAUGUAUCUUAGUUAAUAAGGAAGUCAUGAUAUAAAUAAUUUUGAAAUGUGGCAUGUUAUAAAAGUUGCCACCUUUGAGCACAGUUAAUACCUGGAACUAUAAUUUAGAUUUUUAUAACUCUGGCAUUUCUUGCUAUAUUGUUAUGGCAAAUUGCAUUGUCUGCAUUCUCUUCUUUUAGCAUUUUGUGUUAUGCCAUUUGAGGGACUCAGACCUUCUUGAUCUACCUACCUGACAUGGUGGCAACUAUUUACUGGAUCAUUUAUCUCUGCUUUGCCUGUUUAAAACUUAUCCAUCCAUCGUUUGGCCAAAUAAUUAAGAAAAAGAACCACCAAAGUCUUUGUCUUGUGACACAGGUUCAGAUAUAUCAAUUUAUUAAGUAAUUCCCCAGAGCUGAUGCUCCCUGAUAAAGAAAAAUGUUUAAGAACGUCAGUUGAUUUUUCAUUAUAUGCUAUAGACAAAUUCCUUCCUUUUUUAGGCAUGUGAGCUUUUUAAGAAAGUGGUAAACAAAAUGUAUGUUAUGACAUGUGAUUAACAUCAACCAGUUAAGUAAGCAUUUGUUGAAUGCCUAUUAUAUGCCAGACACUGGCCCCAGAUGAUGAAUCUUUUGACCAGAGGACUUCCUGAAGCACAUCACCUAAAGUGUGGAGGUGGUGUAAGCUCUGCAAUUGUUGCCAUUAGCGAGACAGACAAAAUCACUGACCUUUUGAAAUAUUGAUGUAUGAGUAUCAUGUUCUUGAGUAGUACUAUUCAAAUUCUUCUUGACUAUUAACUGGUUUUGUGAAAAGUCCCUAAUUCAAAAAUGUUUAUUAGUGGUUUUACCAGGUAAUAUUCUAUUUCUGGAGACCUACUAGAGUCUGCUAAGUUACCCUUUUCCUAUUAAUUUUAGAAGCAUCAAAACAAUUAAAUCUUUCUUGUUUAUAAAAUGUAAAUAUUAGACAAAUGUCUACUCUUCCAUUUAAAUAUGUGGGCAGCUGUAACAGGAAAAUGCCUCCUGAAGAAGACAUGGUGCUGUAUUUUUAAAGGAAAUUUUAUUGUUAGAGUAUCACAGUUACAAUUUUAUGGACUUUUAAACAUGCUUUAUUUGUAUACUCAGUGUCUUAUAUUAAUGGCAGUCAAAUAAGAUGAGUAAUGAUUCUAUCUUUUA